This is a messenger RNA of Pseudopipra pipra, 180 nucleotides long. RefSeq lists its product as uncharacterized. The record is from RefSeq and is a predicted model, not a curated record. The transcript has a single exon. The coding region runs from base 1 to 180 and encodes 59 amino acids. Lineage: Eukaryota; Metazoa; Chordata; Aves; Passeriformes; Pipridae.
AUGGACAGUCUUACAGAGCAGAGGUUGACUUCUCCAAAUCUGCCAGCCCCACACCUCGAACACUACAGUGUUCUGCAUUGCACCAUGACCUUGGAUGUUCAAACGGUGGUCGUUUUUGCAGUGAUUGUGGUGCUAUUGCUUGUGAAUGUCAUACUCAUGUUCUUCCUGGGCACUCGUUAA